This is a messenger RNA of Chara braunii, 609 nucleotides long. The record is from the annotation of a GenBank genome assembly. Lineage: Eukaryota; Viridiplantae; Streptophyta; Charophyceae; Charales; Characeae.
CGCAGCGGCCACGCCCGUCAGUCAGAUACUUUGUGCUAUACCUUCAUGCGGCGCGGGCGACAUCACUAGUAGCAUGUUGCAGGAGGCGGCAGAGGGGACACCGGGUUGGUCGGGGCAGCACGAGGGUGCAGCUGGGGAUGAUGGGGAGUGUGGACCUGUGCAGGAGUGGGCGACAGAGUCAGAGCAGGACAGGAUCGACCGCGAGGAGAGGAGUAGGGCGCAGGGGUUGGCUAGUAGCUGUGAGAUGACGCAGAGUAUUGCAUCGAGGGCACGUGUAGCGCGGAUGCUCGAGACGGGCGUUGCAGCAGGAGAUGCAGAGGUCGAGUGCAGCGGUGCGGGCGGAGGGGAUGCGGGUGAGAGACCUGCGUCGCCAGUUCACGGUGUUUGUGUAUUGCCUCUCCGUGGGGCCAUGUCGGUGGGGGAGUUGGAGUGGCAGGCAGAGGAGGACCCAUUGCAGGCAGAUCGCCGUGGGCGGAUGGACGAGGCGUCGAGGAGGUUGAUGGCAGAGGGCCCAGCUUACGUGCCUUGCAGCCCGUAAGUGCCAUCGUCCACCACAGAUGUCAUCACACCCGCACAUGUGGAGGGUCCUUGCGCGGCAGCGGCGGCACG